AACAAGAGAAUUGAGACUAGUCCAAGAUGAAUAUGUUUCAAACAUUCCUCGCAUCAAUUCCCUCGAACCGUACAGAGAUAGUGAACGACCUGGAAAUCCCUGAAGUACCACUGACGCCAUACAUCUGGGAGCCAGACCCAAUCAGCAUCAGCGACAGUUCCCUGGAAACAGUUACGUCAGUUACUGCUGAAGAGUACGACGCUAGGAGCCUUAGCACGGAUUCUAGUGUCGCGCUGUCGAGGGCUAUGACUGGUUCGGAGUUUGACUAUGAUUGGUAUAGGCGGUACAAGCGGCUGGAUUUAAGUAAUCCCUGGGAGCAGAUGAGGAUCGGUUGGGCCGCGUUUCCACCCGAGCAUAUCGCCACACUUAACAGUCUCAGCCUCCAAUCGACCACGGACUCGACGGACAGCCCUCCCCCCUCCAUUCCCUUCGAACCGUUUCCGAGCCAAGAGUUCUUACGAAAGAUAGACCGUUUCUUGGAGGACGAGUGUUGCGUGUACGGGCCUGAUGACCCGGCGAUACUGGCGCUCGAGGAAGCACUAAAGGACGUAGACUUGGAGAAUCUUUAUUCAUAUCAGGAUGUCAUAGCAUAAACGCCGCUAAACAAACGAUGUCCGAUGGAAUGAUAAAGAAGAA
This is a messenger RNA of Cydia strobilella, 636 nucleotides long. RefSeq lists its product as uncharacterized. The transcript has 4 exons. The record is from RefSeq and is a predicted model, not a curated record. Lineage: Eukaryota; Metazoa; Arthropoda; Insecta; Lepidoptera; Tortricidae. The coding region runs from base 27 to 593 and encodes 188 amino acids.